AUGGCUGAUCUGCCAACAGAUCGUUUGAGGCCAGGUCCUCCUUUCACGUCAGUUGGGCUUGACUGUUUCGGUCCAUGGCAUGUCGUGAGCAGACGUACGAGGGGCGGUCAAGCUGCAAACAAACGUUGGGCUGUUCUGUUUACCUGCCUUACAUCAAGAGCAGUCCAUAUCGAGGUAAUUGAGGAAUUGAGCAGUUCUUCUUUCAUCAAUGCUUUACGUAGAUUCACCAGUAUCCGUGGCAAGGUCAAGGUAUAUCGUUCAGACAACGGGACCAACUUCAUGGGAGCGUUAGACGUUUUAGGCGUCAACGUCAAUGACAGUGUUAGAAGAUAUAUGGACCAGGAAGGUGCAGUGUGGAUUUUGAAUCCUCCUCAUUCAUCACACCGUGGAGGCGUAUGGGAACGAAUAAUCGGCGUCACGCGAAGAAUUCUUGAUUCGAUGUUGUUGGAUCUACCUGGAAACAGCCUUACACAUGAGGUUUUAACUACGUUCUUGGCGGAAGUGAGUGCCAUUAUUAAUUCAAGACCAUUAGUGCCAGUGUGUGCAGAUUCUUCUUGCCCUACUCCAUUAAAUCCAGCACUGAUCCUUACACAAAAAAGUGAGUGUAUUGUGGACGUAGUUAUAACAACUGAUAUUAAAGACAUGUAUCGGGCACAGUGGAAGCGGGUUCAAAUCCUGGCAGAACAGUUCUGGAAGCGGUGGAGGUCUGAGUUCCUUCAAACAUUGCAAGUGCGCAGAAAAUGGACAGCAGAGCAGAGAGAUCUUCAGUGUGGUGAUGUAGUGUUGUUGAGAGACAAGCAAGAACACAGAAAUUAUUGGCCUAUGGGUCUAGUGGUGCGGGCAGAACCCAGUAACGAUGGACUUGUCAGGACUGCGGAAGUGCGGACUGUUGGCAAAAAUGGGAAACCGACUACAUAUGUACGCCCAGUUAAUGAGAUGGUGCUGCUUGUUCCAUCUUAG
This is a messenger RNA of Mya arenaria, 960 nucleotides long. RefSeq lists its product as uncharacterized. The record is from RefSeq and is a predicted model, not a curated record. The transcript has a single exon. Lineage: Eukaryota; Metazoa; Mollusca; Bivalvia; Myida; Myidae. Gene Ontology annotation, biological process: DNA integration. Gene Ontology annotation, molecular function: nucleic acid binding. The coding region runs from base 1 to 960 and encodes 319 amino acids.